Messenger RNA from Melopsittacus undulatus (budgerigar), 1384 nucleotides. RefSeq names its product cell division cycle 37, HSP90 cochaperone (gene CDC37). Gene Ontology annotation, biological process: protein stabilization; protein folding. NCBI's taxonomy places the organism in Eukaryota, Metazoa, Chordata, Aves, Psittaciformes, Psittaculidae. Gene Ontology annotation, molecular function: protein kinase binding; heat shock protein binding; protein-folding chaperone binding. The transcript is spliced from 8 exons. The record is from RefSeq and is a predicted model, not a curated record. Gene Ontology annotation, cellular component: cytoplasm. The coding region runs from base 83 to 1216 and encodes 377 amino acids.
CUCCUGACGCACCGGAAGGCCUCGGCGGCGCCGGCCGGAAGCGGGGCGGGCGCUGGACGGUUCCAGAACCGGUACCGGCAGCAUGGUGGACUACAGCGUGUGGGACCACAUUGAGGUGUCGGACGAUGAGGACGAGACGCACCCCAACAUCGACACCGCCAGCCUCUUCCGGUGGCGGCACCAGGCUCGGGUGGAGCGGAUGGAGCAAUUCCAGAAGGAAAAGGAAGAGCUGGAUAAAGGCUGCCGGGAAUGCAAGCGGAAGCUGAGCGAGUGCCUGAGGAAGAUGAGGGAGCUGGAGGUGUCAGCUCCGGACGGUGGGAAGGGGGAGCUGGAAAAGCUCCAGGCUGAGGCCCAACAGCUGCGGAAGGAGGAGAAGAGUUGGGAGAAGAAACUGGAGGAGCUGAAGAAGAAGGAGAAGAACCUGCCUUGGAAUGUGGAUACCCUGAGCAAGGAUGGAUUCAGCAAGAGCGUUUUCAACGUGAAAGCCGAAGAGAAGGAGGAAACUGAGGAGCAGAAGGAGAAGAAACACAAAACCUUCGUGGAGAGGCACGAGAAGCAGAUCAAACACUUUGGGAUGCUGCGGCGCUGGGAUGACAGCCAGAAGUACCUGUCGGAUAACCCCCACUUGGUGUGUGAGGAGACAGCCAAUUACCUGGUGAUCUGGUGCAUUGACCUGGAGGUGGAGGAGAAACACGCGCUGAUGGAGCAGGUCGCCCACCAGACCAUCGUCAUGCAGUUCAUCCUGGAGCUGGCCAAGAGCCUCAAGGUGGACCCCAGGGCCUGUUUCAGGCAGUUCUUCACCAAAAUCAAGACGGCCGACCAGCAGUACAUGGAGGGCUUCAAUGAGGAGCUGGAGGCCUUCAAGGAGCGGGUGCGGGGCCGGGCCAAGGUGCGCAUUGAGAAGGCCAUGAAGGAGUAUGAGGAAGAGGAGAGGCAGAAGCGACUGGGGCCAGGGGGGCUCGAUCCUGUGGAGGUCUACGAGUCCCUGCCACCCGAGCUCCAGAAGUGCUUCGAUGUCAAGGAUGUCCAGAUGUUACAAGAUGCCAUCAGUAAAAUGGAUCCAACUGAAGCCAAGCACCACAUGCAGCGCUGCAUCGACUCCGGCCUCUGGGUCCCCAAUGCCAAGAGUGGGGAAGGAGCUGGGAAAGGCGGAAGUGAGGGCUCGGAAGAGGAAGGGAAGAAGGAAAACGGGGAUGAGGAGGAAGGAAACGCGUGAGAUGGGGGGGGGGGGAACACACACACACACACACACAUGAGAUGGAAGCACCCGGAAAGAGGGAGAAGAUGGAUGGAAAAGAGGAGAAGUGAAUGGGAAGGAGCCGGGAAGAGGAGGGAAGGGGGAAGGGCCCCCCCCAACCCUCCCCUGUGCUUCACAAUAGAGACG